Tribolium madens (black flour beetle) is the source of this 1794-nucleotide messenger RNA. Its product is annotated as zinc finger protein 43-like. The transcript is spliced from 2 exons. The coding region runs from base 104 to 1714 and encodes 536 amino acids. Lineage: Eukaryota; Metazoa; Arthropoda; Insecta; Coleoptera; Tenebrionidae. The record is from RefSeq and is a predicted model, not a curated record.
UUGAUUUUUCAUAGGUUAUGUUUAGGGGGUGUUUUGAGCCCCCGACGCUCUGAAAAUGUGUUCCUCCCGCAAAAAACGGUGAAGCGUCGGCUUUGAAGCCAAAAUGGGAGAGUUCCAAGCCUCGCAAAACACCCCCGAAACUGUUGAACCUCCCGAUUCAAAAAAAUCAGUUUUUGCAAGUUCCUUGAAUGAAAACAUUCAAAUUAAAACCGAAACUGCGUAUAAUUCUAGUCUGGAAGUCGAGUCUGAUGAGGAGUUCGAGUUGAAACUCAUUAAAAGUGAACAUUUUGAGCAGAAUGAAGAUGUUUUGGACAACGAAACAACUCGAUAUAAAUGCAAUAUCUGUUUGGAGGAUUUUAAAGUAUUGGUGGAUUACAGAACGCAUAGGAAGGGGCAUUUUAUCGAAAAAAGGACAUGUAAGGUGUGCCACARAGUGUGCCAAAGUCUUAGCAAAUUGGAGAUUCAUAUGAACACGCAUUUGGGGCUAAAGCCUUACAAGUGCACAGUCUGUGACAAAAAUUUUGUCUCGAGUAAUCAACUAAAACUGCAUGGGAGGUGCCAUUCGGACGAAAAACGCUAUUCUUGUAAAAAAUGCACCAAGGCGUUUCGGCAUUUGGGGUCCCUGAGGAGCCACAUGGUCACACAUGACGACAUCAAGGAGUUUCAGUGUAAGCAAUGUGGGGAAAACUCGCGCAAUGUGGAGGCAUACCGCAAACACCUGGAGUCCCACGGCCAAAAAAUCGAGAUAAAGUGCGAGCUUUGCAACAAGAARUUCUCAACGGAGCGCCAUCUACAAACCCACUUGAAGUCCCACAGCGAGUUGCAGUACCCCUGCGAGUACUGCGGCCGCAUUUACCCGUCUUUGUACCGCCUGAAGCGCCACAUUAAGCGUGCCCACAUUCCGAGCGUUUGCGARGAGUGCAAUGCCAUUUUCUACGACAGAGCUAUGUUCACACGGCACAAAAAGCAGCACAAUGAGGGUAAACCCGUCUCGUGCUCCUUCUGUGGCAAAAACUUCGACAAGCAGAAGAAUCUCAGCGAACAUGUGCGUCUCCAGCACAAGGAGGACGGAAACAUCCACAAAUGCGACUUGUGCGAGAAAGUCUUCAUUAACGCGUCGCUGCUUAAAAACCAUAUCAAAACGCACGAUAAGUGCUUCAAGUGCACAUUUUGUGCGAAGUUGUUCAGCUCGAGGUACAACCUCGAAACGCAUUCGGUGACACACACCGGGGAGAGGAACCACAAGUGCGACAUCUGUGGGAAUGUUUACUCGACGAAAACCAGCCUUAAGAACCACCAAGCGACGCACAGCGAAGCGAGGAYUUUCAAYUGUGACCAAUGCCCGAAAUUGUUCAAGACUAAUCGGAGGCUGUAUGUGCAUAAAUUCUCGCACGCCACUGAGGAGAAAUUCGAGUGUGGAGUUUGCAAUGCGAGGUUUAAAGUCAAACAAUACUUGAAGUAUCACAUGAUCAAACAUUCGACCAAUAAGCCGUUUGAGUGUAAAGUCUGUAAAAAGAAAUUUAAGCACAAGAAAUCGUGGGAGAAACAUUCCAAUCACGAUAAACAUUUGAGAAAUGUCAAAAUGGAGGCACAAAUUUGCGGGGUUUGUGCACACGAGUGUGACACUAAAACCGAUCUUCUGGAACAUAGUAGGCUCUGUCAUGGGGAAUCCCCGAUCGUAGAAAAAAUAAGUAUAAAAAAAGAGAGUUGUUAGUCAUCAGUUAGGCUUUAAUUUCGUUCCUUUUGUGUUGUGAUAUUUAUUUAUUUUUGGCGUGUGAUAAUAAAUCCCUGUAC